Messenger RNA from Paramuricea clavata, 928 nucleotides. NCBI's taxonomy places the organism in Eukaryota, Metazoa, Cnidaria, Anthozoa, Malacalcyonacea, Plexauridae. The record is from the annotation of a GenBank genome assembly.
AUGUCCCAAGGCUAUCAGAACAAAGGCAGUGGAUCAGCUAACCCAAUUAGCAUUACAGAGGAAUCGCCAACGCGUGACAGUGACCAACUUAGUAGCUUGAAUAAAAAUAGUUUGAGCUCGUCUCGCGGUACUAACGACAGCCUAUCUCGUGAUGGCGAACUAAGUGCUAAUCUAACUGUAAAUAAUAUUGAUCUUCAACAAUCUAUAGUCUCGAAUACUAUUGAUAUUGACCCUAGGAAUUCGAGCUUUAACGUUGUUGGAACACGCACACCUCAGGAACAAAAUCAAAUUCCAUUACAUGUUAGACAACAAGCCACUGAGGUGAAUACUAGUAAUAUCGACCUUAGUAACCUGAGUCAACAACUCAAUGACCCGAAUACUAAUGACAUUGACCUAGGGAAUAUUAAUGAGUCGCCUUCAAAGCAAAUACUAGUACCGAGUAAACAGAAAAAAGAUACUGGUACAUUAGUGAAUAGAACCUCGAAGCCCCUAAAAUCACAACUUGAAAAAGAAGAUAAUAAUACUGGAAAAAGCACUAUACCCUGCCCAUUUCUUAAGCGUCGAGGGUGGUGCGCAAAGGGAAGGCGUUGCGAUUUUAAACAUCCACGUGGUGAACAAAAACAUUUGGUGCCCUGUCCCUUUUUGCAAAAUCGAGGCUAUUGCUUAAAGGGUAGCGGGUGUGAUUUUUCCCACAGUACCAAUCAUAACAGAACGGCAUCACGGCCUGUUAAUAACCAUCCCAACCCACCUUUUUUCUCUUACCAUCCUUACCAUCGUCCUCCUAUGGUCCCACAUUUAAGAACACACGGAAUGAGUGUCAACCGAAGUCCUCAAAGUUACUCCCAGUUUGCUCGGUUUUUUCAACUUUGCCCGAAAACCUUAAUGGAAAUCCCUGUCCAACCUCCGUUUCCCUUCGCCUUCCGCGAAA